AAAAACUAUUUCCACCAUUAUUAUUUCUGGAUCAAUUUUUUUGUCCUCUUCUUUUUUCAGUUCUCUCUUCACCAUUUUUCUACUAUUAACAUUUCAGUCUUCCACGUGCUCCACUUCUCUCUCCUCCAUUCCCCAUUCUCCUUUUCUCUCUCUAAGCUUCUCUCCAUUCCUUCAUCAAUGGCGGUCCAUCACGACAUUGCUUCGGAUGCUUUACAAUGUACUGAUCAUCCUUUUCGUACUUCUUCUCCUGCUGGAGGGAUCUGUGCUUUCUGCCUUCAAGAUAAGCUUGGUAAACUUGUUUCUUCUUCUUCUUCGUCUUUCUUUAUUGGUUCUUCUUCUUCGUCUUCUCCUUCUUUCAGAUCUGAUAUUCAUUCUUCAAGUACGUCUGUUAAUGGUGUUUCGAUGUCGCUCUCUUUGUCGAAUGCACCUGCUUCUAGUUCUAAUGUUGGUGUUAGUAGUGGUAGUAACAAUCGCUAUCACCAUUUUCAUAAUCAUCAAGAUUUUGGUGGUGCUGCGGGGUAUCAAUAUCAUCAUCGAAGGGCCCGCAUACCUUUUCUUCUCACUCAAAAAAAGAAGAAAAAAUCACCUGUUACUGUUUCUUCAUCUUCUAAUACAGCUGAAAAUCGGUCUACAGUUCUUAAAAGAAGUAAAUCUACAGCUACUUCUCGAUCUGGUCGCAAUUUUGAUUCUGAUUAUUCUCAGGAUUUUAGCCCUAGACGAAGAGGGUUUUGGUCUUUUCUUCAUCUUUCUAAUACUCAGAACAGGAAAACACACAAACCCGACCCAGAACCCGUUACAAACCCUCCCCCUCCCCCUCCACCUCCUCCGCCGCAAGCGGUUGUGGUGGUGGAUGAAACAGAUGAUAGUCCCAACAGUAGUGGAAGCAAUGCGACGUCGUUUGGUAGAAAAGUAUCCAGAUCUAGAUCUGUAGGAUGUGGUAGUCGAAGCUUUUCCGGUGAUUUCUUUGAGAGAAUCUCAACUGGAUUUGGAGAUUGUACUCUUCGGCGCGUGGAAUCACAGCGUGAAGGAAGUAAACAUCGUCAUUCAACUUCACGCGCUUCUGGAGACACCAUUAGAGAGAAAGUACGUUGUGGUGGACUUUUUGGUGGGUUUAUCAUCACAUCAUCUUCAUCUUCAACCUCAUCUUCUUCCUCGUAUUGGCCAGCAGAAGGAAAACCCAAUGGUCCAACCACAACACCAGGUAAUGGGCCGCUAAUCCAUGGAAGAAGUAGGAGUUGGGCUUGGGCUUUUGCUAGCCCAAUGAGAGCCAUUAAGCCCACGAUCAUCAAAGAUGGUAAAAGGGAAUUGGGCGGUGUCAGCACCACCAACAAUGGCGGAAAUCGGAAGAACCCUAAUUUAAGUGAUAUUCCUUCAUUACUAUCUGUAAGAAGUUAAUUAAAAAAUUGAGAUGCUUUAAGAGUAAAAUCUAUUAAAUGAUUAGUAUUGUAUUAUUGUUAAUGGAUGGUGAUAAUAUGUUUAUUAAUGAUUUAAGAUCUUGUUUGAAUUUUGGGUAUAAUUUGUAAGGUAAUUUUGUAUGUUAAUUUUAGUUUAUGAAUUAUGAUUAUUUAUUUGAGUUUUAUUUUAGCUAAAAUGUGGAAUAGUUUGUAAUUUUUGGAUCAUUUUUACAAUGUACAUGCUAAAUUAAUUGU
Messenger RNA from Amaranthus tricolor (Joseph's coat), 1649 nucleotides. RefSeq lists its product as uncharacterized. Bases 178 to 1395 code for a protein of 405 amino acids. Lineage: Eukaryota; Viridiplantae; Streptophyta; Magnoliopsida; Caryophyllales; Amaranthaceae. The transcript has a single exon. The record is from RefSeq and is a predicted model, not a curated record.